Molecule: messenger RNA, 1270 nt
Organism: Pyricularia grisea
Lineage: Eukaryota; Fungi; Ascomycota; Sordariomycetes; Magnaporthales; Pyriculariaceae
Exons: 2
Coding region: 121-672 (183 amino acids)
Biological process (GO): rRNA processing
Cellular component (GO): small-subunit processome; Mpp10 complex; small ribosomal subunit
Molecular function (GO): structural constituent of ribosome; snoRNA binding; rRNA binding
Source: RefSeq, a predicted model, not a curated record
AUUGAAUUAUCCUGAAGUUCUACCCAAUCUAGGUGCCUCUACCUCGUUGGAUAUACCAACAAACCGUCACAUAUAUUCCCAUUAGUGCCUGUUGGGUUUGUUUGAUUUCACAUAGCCAGAAUGGUCCGAAAAUUAAAACAUCACGAGCAAAAGCUGCUCAAAAAGGUCGACUUCGUCACAUACAAGGGCGACAACGACCACCGCGCAGCGGCCGUCUGCCGGCGAUACAUGAUCCAAAAGCCGUCCGACUACCACACGUACAACCAGAUCUGCGGGUCGCUGCGCAAGCUCGCGCACCGGCUCAGCCUGCUGCCGCCGGACAGCGAGGUGCGGCGCAAGCACGAGACGCUCCUGCUCGAGAAGCUGUACGACGUCGGGGUGCUGUCGACGCAGUCCAAGCUAUCGGCCGUCGAGCACGGCGCCACCGUCAGCGCCUUUGCGAGGAGGCGGCUCCCCGUUGUCAUGACGAGGCUGCACAUGGCCGAGAACAUAUCGACCGCCACAAAGCUCAUCGAGCAGGGUCACGUGCGCGUCGGCGUCGACGUGGUCACGGACCCGGCCAUGCUCAUCACCAGGUCCAUGGAGGACUUUGUCACGUGGGCUGUGGGAAGCAAGAUCAAGAAGAAUAUUAUGAAGUACAAGGACAAGCUGGACGACUUUGAACUUCUCUGAGUUUGCUGUUGAACGGUGAUAGGGAAAAGAGAAGGUCGCUUUUUUUUCUUCCAAAAACAUGUCCACCAGAGACUUCAGCCAAUCUUUGUUUUCUCUUCAUGAAGAGCAGCACAGAAGAGAUGUUUGACUUGCCAGCGUUUGCGGCUGAUAGCUGAUCAAUUCAGCAAGAAAGGGGUAGCCGUACCCUCAUUUAGUUGGUACAAGAAGUAUCACUAUCCUUGCAAGAAAAGCCCCCAAGACUACGGGACUACCUGCUUGUGGGCAAACGACUACGCAGCAAGGACUGAUGGUAAUUGUGGGUUUGGGCGAGGGUUUGAAUCAGGGCAUGCGAUUACGGGCGUUGACAAGGCAAGAUUUGGGCUUCCACCAAAGCUUCUGUUGCAUACAUUUUAAGUUAUUGUUACUCUUGGCGCGGCGUUCAAGGUGUUUUGGACUUCGGGUAUUGUGAUUAGAAGCGUCUAGUCUUCCGAUUGGUACAUAACUGAAUACGAUGGCUGUUUUGUCGGCCGAAGAACCUCUUGCGUAAAGUAUAGAGAGGAGAUGAAAUAUCUACUCCAGGAAGACAGGUCUGGCUCGGAAGAACAGCGAAAAAAGAAAA